AUGCACGUAUUCUCGACGCUUCCGCGCAAUGCCAACUUCAUCGAGCACACCAGCCGCCUCGGCUGGAAGGAUGAUUGUGGCAUGAUCGUGGACCCGAGGCUAGGACAUCUUCUCUUCUACGCGUCCACCCGGCGGGAGCUGCCGACGGCGUUCAAGCUGCACACGGGGUCGCUGACGCGGGACUUGGCCGAGUACGUGGUGAGGUGUACGCUGCUCAUGUACUACGCCAACUUGGUGUCGUCGCCGGAGGGCUACUUCCAGACGGUGCUCUGCAACGCGCCGAGGUUGGUGGUGCCCACCGUGGCCAACCACGAUGAUCUCCACCACAUCCAGUGGGAGUGGGACGUGCCGCCGCGGCAGCACCCGCACGCGCUUACGCUCGGGGACAUGGGCCGCAUGGUGCGCAGCGACGCGCGACGACCCGGUGCUCGACGCCAUCGACGCCCGGCUGUUGAGCGGGCGCGGCACGGCAGCGGGAAGGCUGCUGCGGGGAUGUUUGAACGCAGGGAGUAG
Aegilops tauschii subsp. strangulata is the source of this 513-nucleotide messenger RNA. The record is from RefSeq and is a predicted model, not a curated record. NCBI's taxonomy places the organism in Eukaryota, Viridiplantae, Streptophyta, Magnoliopsida, Poales, Poaceae.